CCGGAGGACGGCGGGGGGCCGGCCGAGACCCAGCGGCUGAGCGAGAGUGUAUGAGACCGGGUGCUAUGUAGCUCUGGCUGGCUAGCCUGGGCCUUGCUAUAUACACCAAGCUGGCCUUUUACUUUCUGUGAUUCUUCUGCCUCCUGAGUGCUGGGAUCACAGCCUGAGGGGUGUACACACCCCACGGACCCAGACGCGUGGCUCCUGCCAGAUGCAGGGGGCGGCUGCUCAGAGGCAUGCCCCCUGCCCAGCAAAGCUGUCCCCACCUGCUGCUGCUGCUGCUGCUGCUGUCUUGCCAGCCACAGGCCCCCUCCGCCCAGGUGAUGGACUUCCUGUUUGAGAAGUGGAAGCUCUAUGGUGACCAGUGUCACCACAACCUCAGCCUGCUGCCCCCACCUACUGAGCUGGUCUGUAAUAGAACCUUUGACAAGUAUUCCUGCUGGCCUGACACUCCUCCCAACACCACCGCCAACAUCUCCUGCCCCUGGUACUUACCUUGGUACCACAAAGUGCAGCACCGCCUGGUGUUCAAGAGGUGUGGGCCAGACGGGCAGUGGGUGCGUGGGCCCCGGGGGCAGCCAUGGCGCAACGCCUCUCAGUGUCAGAUGGAUGACGAGGAGAUCGAGGUCCAGAAGGAGGUGGCCAAGAUGUAUAGCAGCUUCCAGGUGAUGUACACAGUAGGCUACAGUCUGUCCCUGGGAGCCCUGCUCCUCGCUCUGGCCGUGCUGCUGAGUCUCAGCAAGCUGCACUGCACCCGCAACUACAUCCAUGGGAACCUGUUCGCAUCCUUCGUGCUCAAGGCUGGCUCUGUGCUGGUCAUUGACCAGCUGCUCAAGACCCGUUACAGCCAGAAGAUUGGGGAUGACCUCAGUGUCAGCAUCUGGCUCAGCGAUGGGGCGGUGGCUGGCUGCCGGGUGGCUGCCGUGAUCAUGCAGUACGGCAUCGUGGCUAACUACUGCUGGCUGCUGGUGGAGGGCGUGUACCUGCACAGCCUGCUGAGCCUGGCUACCUUCCCUGAGAGGAGCUUCUUUGCCCUCUACCUGGGCAUCGGCUGGGGUGCACCUCUGCUGUUUGUCGUCCCCUGGGUGGUGGUCAAGUGUCUGUUUGAGAAUGUUCACCGUCUCUGCAGGUGCUGGACCAGCAAUGACAACAUGGGCUUCUGGUGGAUCCUGCGCAUCCCUGUCUUCCUGGCCAUCCUGAUCAACUUUUUCAUUUUUGUCCGUGUCAUUCAUCUUCUCGUGGCCAAGCUGCGGGCACACCAGAUGCACUAUGCAGACUACAAGUUCCGGCUGGCCAGGUCCACACUGACCCUCAUUCCCCUGCUGGGGGUCCAUGAGGUGGUCUUUGCCUUCGUGACCGAUGAGCAGGCCCAGGGCACCCUGCGCUCUGCCAAGCUCUUCUUUGACCUCUUCCUCAGCUCCUUCCAGGGCCUGCUGGUGGCUGUUCUCUACUGUUUCCUCAACAAGGAGGUGCAGGCGGAGUUGCUGAGGCGCUGGAGGCGCUGGCGUGAAGGCAAAGCCCUGCGGGAGGUGCGGCUCUCAGGCAGCCAUGGCAGCCACUUGGCCCCAUCAGGGCUCAGCCAGAGUGCUCCCUGUGAGAGCCUUCAGCUCGUGGGCAAGGGCAGCAGCAACGGGACUGGCCACGAGCCCUCCACACAGACUCCCUUGGCCAGUGGCCUCCCCAGCCUGGCCUAGAACCUCACCUGAAACUCCAUGGAAGCGCAGCUGGGACAGACCGACACAGGACAACUGGCAGAGGCUGGAGGGGCAGGGAGCUUGUUAGCAGCUUCCACUGCCAUGCCACCGCCAAUCUAUCCUGAUCCUGGGAUAGCUCGCGUGGCUAAAGUGAGGGUUAAGUUGUGAACUGUGUUGGUGUGUCUCAUGUGUACAGACAGAUGUGUGUUA
This is a messenger RNA of Jaculus jaculus (lesser Egyptian jerboa), 1904 nucleotides long. It is a transcript of the gene Gcgr, whose product is annotated as glucagon receptor. Lineage: Eukaryota; Metazoa; Chordata; Mammalia; Rodentia; Dipodidae. Gene Ontology annotation, molecular function: glucagon receptor activity; peptide hormone binding. The record is from RefSeq and is a predicted model, not a curated record. The coding region runs from base 237 to 1694 and encodes 485 amino acids. Gene Ontology annotation, biological process: adenylate cyclase-activating G protein-coupled receptor signaling pathway; cell surface receptor signaling pathway. Gene Ontology annotation, cellular component: plasma membrane. The transcript is spliced from 15 exons.